Stegodyphus dumicola is the source of this 681-nucleotide messenger RNA. Its product is annotated as adult-specific rigid cuticular protein 15.5-like. Gene Ontology annotation, cellular component: chitin-based extracellular matrix. Gene Ontology annotation, molecular function: structural constituent of chitin-based larval cuticle. Lineage: Eukaryota; Metazoa; Arthropoda; Arachnida; Araneae; Eresidae. The record is from RefSeq and is a predicted model, not a curated record.
CUGUCAUCAAUUGGGUUACGAAGUCACUAAAUCGUAACAGCGAAAAUGAUUGCCAAGGUUGCUGUUUUCUGCGUUGUAUUCGCAGCUGCCAAUGCGGCCGCUCUUCUUUCUGCUCCAAUCCUUAGUACGGGAAUCAGUACUUCCUCUAGACAGCAAGAUACCCUUGGGAAUUACGCCUUCGGCUAUGACAUUGCCAACGGUGCAGGAGCCACCAACUCCAGAUCUGAAGUAGGAGACGCCCUUGGAAAUAAGAAAGGAGCCUACACCAUAACUGACAUCGACGGCCGAGCUCGCAGAGUGGAUUACGUCGCAGACGCCUUAGGUUUCAGAGCUUCUGUCAAGACCAACGAACCCGGCACCGCUCUUAGUGCCCCUGCUGCCGCCAUGAUAGCAAGUCCCUAUGCUCCACCCGUUGCUCCCGUCGGUCCUGCAGUAGCUGCUGCUCCGGUUUUAGCUGCACCAGUCCUAGCAGCUGCAGCUCCUGUUGCUGCUUACAGCAGUGUCAUCGGACAUAAUGCUGCCAUUGGCAUUCCUGCUGGACUUGGACUAUGGGGGACCGGAAUCAGCAAAUCUGUUCUUCUAUAAAUUUAGAAUCUCUUAGCUACCGAUAUUAUGUAUAAGGAAUUCAAAUAGAAAAUUAAAUAAUUGCAAAAAUCUUUUAAAUAAAUAUGAUAGUUUUUA